ACCUAACGCGUGGAGUACAGAGCUACCAAAAGUCGUCGGUAGAAUUAAAUGUCUUUAUCAAAAUGUCACAAAAUACAUCGGGAAAAGAGGCACAGGCUUUCUUUUUUUAAUCUAAUAUUCACAAGAAAUGAGAAUGGUAUAACAGACUGAAUACUGCCCUCCACUGGGGGAAUUUGUCAUGUUCCAAUAAAAUUAUGUUGACCAUCAUGGAAAACACGGCGAAGGAAUCGGAACGGAAAAAGGAGUUAUUGUUGUGUUAUACUUCUUUUAUUGUAGUGUUAUACUUUUUUUUUACCAGUAUAGUUUACUCUGUCAUGAUCUCCGGUCUUAUUUUGUUGCCCAAACCUGUUAUAUUAAAAAGGAGAUGUGUGAUCAGCUGGUCCCCUCAUACGGGUUACUUAACACAGUAGAGCUCUUGGAGUCAGUCAGAUAUAUAUCAAAAGCAACAAAUUUCACAAGCAAGUGGUACUUCAACCAAGGCCAACUCUGCACUGCAAUUUUAAAGGAGAGACGCCGAGAGACCAUGCGAGCGGAGCAGAAGGCCGGAGGAACCCACUUGCCCGACCCCGAUAUAGCGAGGAACCGUAACGCUCGGCUAACUCUGGAGGUCCAAAAGGAGAUGGCGAGAUUACGAACUCUUUGGCCAUCCCCAUUGCUCUCUCAGCUGCACCAGAUGCGCGAUGAUUACAUGAAUUCCUGAUGUGUGCUAGUAAUGUUCAAGUGACUAUGAUCUGAGCGAAUAUAUUACUCUGAUCCAAUGAUACACAACCCACAGUAAAGGGUUAUUAUGAGGUCAAAAUGGCUUCGAAAUUCUCAUUAAUUUCCUCUUUUAGGAAGGGUUAUUGUGAGGCAAAAUGGCUUCGAAAUUCUCAUUAAUUUCCUUUUUUAGGAAGGGUUUCUACUUUAGUCUCAUCUUUCCAGUAAUGUGUACUAUGUAUAGUUUUUAUCAGUAAAAUACAUAUGUAUAGAUUCACAGCCUCAUGUUGUUUGCCUUUUGUGUUUUUAAGGGGAAUCUUCUCCAGCUGAUUUCUUGAAUACAUUGUAUAUUUUUAUGAUAUAUUGUAUGAUUUUAAAAAAAAUAAAAUCAAGACAAAAUGUUGAAAUAAAUCUAA
Penaeus vannamei (Pacific white shrimp) is the source of this 1112-nucleotide messenger RNA. NCBI's taxonomy places the organism in Eukaryota, Metazoa, Arthropoda, Malacostraca, Decapoda, Penaeidae. The record is from RefSeq and is a predicted model, not a curated record.